Molecule: messenger RNA, 3297 nt
Organism: Acipenser ruthenus (sterlet)
Lineage: Eukaryota; Metazoa; Chordata; Actinopteri; Acipenseriformes; Acipenseridae
Product: microtubule-associated tumor suppressor candidate 2-like
Exons: 8
Coding region: 354-1208 (284 amino acids)
Cellular component (GO): nucleus; cytoplasm
Molecular function (GO): microtubule binding
Source: RefSeq, a predicted model, not a curated record
UGUGAGACUGCUGAAAGAUGGAUGCCUGUUGUGACUUUGGUUUCUGAAGUUGACACCUCUGUUCCAAUGACUAGGCUAAGCCCACCAAACCUAAUUUCCUCAGAUAUUCAGAGCUGGUUAUAAAACAAAGGUACAGUAAGAGAAGUGUAGUUCAGAUCCCUGCUUGUCACUGAUUACUGUGGGACCGUGAGGACUUCACUGGAAACAAGAUGUUGCAGUUUGGUUUAAAAAACAUCAGCAUACUUUGCAACCUAUGCUGCUUUCACAAUUUAAAAAAAUAAUUAAACACCUUCAACACAGCAAGAUGGGAGCGCCUGCAGAGGGACAAGGAGGAGCUGGAGAAGAGGUUUGAGAUGGAGGUGCGGCGGCUCCAACAGCAGCAGCAGGCCGAGCUGCUGGCCCUGGAGGACAAGCUGAAGUCACACUACGCUGAGCAGCAGGAGAGGCUGCAGGAGGAGCACCUCACACACCUGGAAAGGAUCAGGUCUCAGCACCAGGAUCAGAUUGAUGAUAUUAAUGCAAACCAUGAAGCUGCUGUCCUCGAGAUGGAAACCAGUCACACUUCAGCAAUUGCAGAUCUGGACAAUGACCAUGAGAAUAAAAUGACAGAGCUCAGAACAGCUCAUGAACUUGAAAGAAAAAAACUAGAGGAAGACUUUGAAAAGCUGCGACUGUCACUGCAGGACCAGGUGGACACGCUGACAUUUCAGAACUGCACUCUGAGAGACAGAGCUAGGCGGUUUGAGGAGGCACUACGAAGAAGCACAGAUGAGCAUAUUGAGGAGGCUCUGGCCCCCUAUCAGCAUAUAGAAGAAGAUAUGAAGAGUCUGAAGCAAAUUCUAGAGAUGAAGAAUCAGCAAAUUCAUGAGCAGGAAAAGAAGAUAAUGGAGUUUGAAAGAUUGGCUGAGAAAAAUGCUGUAUUACAAGAAAGAGUUCAAGUGCUUCAACAGCAAAAUGAAGACCUCAAAGUCAGAAUUGAUAGAAAUGCCGCCAUGUCAAGGGAGUUAUCUGAGGAGAAUGCAAACCUGCAGGAGCAUGUGGAGAAGGAGAGCAAUGAGAAGAAACGGCUGAGCCGCACAAACGAGGAGCUGCUCUGGAGACUCCAAACUGGAGAGCCCAUGAGCCCUGUGCAACUGUCACCAUCCUCCUCGCCCAUCCACCGUGGCUCCCCGGGCCCUAUGUCACCCUCCAGAAUCACUCCUAGGUGAAGGCUGGAGGAAGGGCUUUCACUGAGAGAUGUCCAGACCCUGACAGGAUGAGCUGCUGGCGGACUCCCUCCAAACAGCCCCUUUCCCUGAGCUGUUAUCAUUCAGUACCUUAAGAUGCACAAGGCAGGGCUGCUGCCCAAAAGCUUCUGCAGGUGUCCUUGUUAGCUGUAGGCAACAAUUUAAAAACCCUGCAGUGUAGCUGCUGGCUCUAGCUUCCUGGCAUCUCAUACUACCAAACAGCACAGUUUAAAGUCUGGGUAUCAGCGAGGAAGACAUCAUACGCUUAAGCAGGCCAUCAUUUUCACAUAUAGAUAGUAUAUAACUGAUCAAGUAGGUGGCCAGGACAGUGACUGCUGAUUCUCAAUAUUGUUUGAUUAAACACUAUUUACUUCGGCAUCUCUGUAAAAUAGAUGCAUCUGGAAAUAUACUUUUGCACAUUGCGCCUCUUUAAGGUCGCCACCUUUACAAAUCAUCUGCUGUACCUUCAACUUUGGCCAGGAAAACGCAAGUUUCAAAGAAGCGCCUUUAGGCUACCAUUAGGUGGCAUUCUGAGAACAUUUACACACCAGCAGUUUACCAUGGUUGAAACUCCUAUUGCCUUUCUAAAACAAUCUGCUUUUUAAACAGCUCUUCACCUGCUUCUCUCAGUCUACUUGUAACCAAACUAGGCGGUUUACGGGACAAAUUAUGCUCCUAAAUGAGACAGUUCAAAUAUGUAGUACUACCAGUACGCAUUUUUUGUUGAAAAAGAAGCAUGUACUGUAUGUAAGUCUUCCAAUUGUAACUGACGUUUAUUUUAAUGCACUUGUAUAACUUUGAAAAAGGAUCAUACUGUACCCCUGGGCAUUCUUAAUGUUCUGUAGUAUUUGAGCCUCCUCCUUCUAAUAUUCUGGAAUGAAAAUUAGCCAAGGUAGGCUCAGUGUAGGUUUAACUCAUCCUUGUCCAAGUCCAGGUAAACCUUAACAACACCUCCCAUAAAUAGGUAGUGUUUAAGGAUCUCUCAAAACUGGAAUGGUUUAGGAAAAAGACAAACAAGAUGUAUUGAAAUAUUGAUGUGCAAAAAUUGAAUUUUGUAAGUUCAGGGAUUUUGUUGUUUAUACCUAACAUAUAUAACAUUUUCUAAGGAGGAAUGUUUCAGUUGCUUGUUCAGUUUUUCCUCCAAGCCUUUUACACCCACAUGGCUGGAGCUGCAUUGAGAGCUUGGUUAGAUGUAUACAGUGCAUAUUCCAGAUUUCAAACAUUCAACUCAAUUUCAAGAAGUGUAACUGUGAUCUAUGGCAUCAGUUUCUCACAUUCCAGUCAGAAUCACUGAUACCUACCAGUUUCAGGGUUGUAAAAGUUAUCUGUUAUGUGAAAGAGUAAGAGAGUAUUGAGCUUGGCCUAGAGUCUCAUCAAAGCUUAUGAUGAAUAAACCUGAGGUUGAGCCAUCACAUAGAAAAAGACCCGCUGUCGCCUGGACAACGUAUUGCCUAGGUUACUGAUACAUUGCUUCAGUAAGUCAUGCACAGUGCACCAAUAGUACUGUAAACAAAGCAACACGAUGAAGGGUGUUUCAGUAUACAGUAGCUCAUCUAUCACUAAAUGGAAAACCCAACCUACUGCUGUUUAACAGGUAUAAUAUAAUUGAAUAACAUUCAAUUCAAAAACUCAAUUCAGGUAUUAAAUUCUGCACUGACUGCUUUUGUGUCCCUUAGACACAUUGUGCACCCAACAAUUGAUUGUUUGCUCUACCGUGUGUGGGCUGAUCUAAUUAUGUGUUUGGGGGAAUUAUUUAAAACGUUUCUACUAUUUUGGAUGUUUCUGUGCAGAUUUGUGUAAUAUGUAUAUAUGGCUCUUCUUCAUAAGGUCAUACUUCAUACCGGUUAAAAUGGAAGCAUGCAUUAUGUUUUGUUUUUAAAUUAUGUUCAAAAAUGUAUUAAUAGCAAAGGAAAUAAAACUUGUGUGGAAUGAAACAAGACCAUGUAUGUAUAUGUUGACACAUUUUGUUGCACUUAUGUUAAAUGAGAUUAAAAUAUCAAAACACAGGCCUUUGUUAAUUAAAGUUUCUGUCCUUUUAAAAAUAAAAUAAUAUAACCUUUGCACAUGGCAA